Messenger RNA from Knipowitschia caucasica, 333 nucleotides. The record is from the annotation of a GenBank genome assembly. NCBI's taxonomy places the organism in Eukaryota, Metazoa, Chordata, Actinopteri, Gobiiformes, Gobiidae.
AUGGAGGAGCAGGAAGAAUGUGGUGGAUGCGUCCCGGCGGUGGAGGUGGUUUGCAUUGAGUCAGGUCUUGCCCGGGCGAAGGGGAGCUUACAGCAGGGAUCACUCCGCCUCGCUCAGCUCUUGCUCGCUUCAAAGGGCCGCGGGAGGAGAGCUUCUGUGAAAUACUACAAUAACAGCCAGUAUAACCACCCUUUCAAAACACGACCGGACCGGGCCAGGCCUGAGAGUGGCUUUGCACAGAAGGAGACGCUUUGGGGGAUGCCACUGUGUCGGGGUGCCCUUCCUCUGCCAUGGAAAAGCAUCAAACGGCCAAGACAGCGCGCACACACAUGA